This is a messenger RNA of Closterium sp. NIES-67, 2510 nucleotides long. The record is from the annotation of a GenBank genome assembly. NCBI's taxonomy places the organism in Eukaryota, Viridiplantae, Streptophyta, Zygnematophyceae, Desmidiales, Closteriaceae.
ACCUUCUCCUCGGCAUCAUCCAACGAGCAACAGCAGUAGCAACACAGCAGCUCUUGCUCCUGGUCUUGCAAAACUUCCUUCGGUCUUUCGUCUCCAUCCGCCACAAUUUCACUGCGCCACAGCUGUACUUCCCGCGACGACUGCGCAAGUUACCGCACGCCUAAUCGCAGAAACCCCGUCGCUCCCCUCUCCAAGGCACUUACUCCAAUCCGAGAGAUACUACCGCAGUUGCCGGUACCCUUGAUCUCGUCCGCUCUCGUCUGCUCUCGUCUCCAGUUCGCCUCUUCACAUUCAACAUCGUCGAGGCUCCGCUCACUGUCGGCUCACCUUCUCAGGAGGAGACUCUCGUCCCUCCCUCCCCUUUUCCACCUCUCGCCUCGCUAGAACCGAUACCCUUUUCAGAACGAGAGAAUUUCACGGUCGAGUGAAGGCGAUUAAUCAUUCGUCAGCGCUACGUCAGCCCGCGCUGCCAGACCCGUAGACUAACCCGCGUUGAUGCCCUGUGCUGAUGCAUGCAUCAUAGUAGCACCAACACAUCCCAAGGCUCGUACUACUACGUAUUGAGACUCCUCCGGUUGUCGCGUCAAUUGACCUGAUCUCCUCAACUCCCUCCGAGACGAAAAUAGUAGCCUCCGCACUCGAGUCGACUCAGAAGUAGGCUCUGCUCGUCUGCGCUCCUUUCCCCCUGUGGUCCUUGCUGCGUGCGCAUCUUGCGGAUGGGCUUUUGAGAAGUCAAGUCGAAUCCUGCGAAUGGGCCAGUCCGCUUCAAGUUGAAGUUGAAUCCACCGUGAUGUCUCUUGGCGGAAGCAAUCCCUCUCUCUGCCGCCAUCGCCGCCCCCACAACGGCUGUUUUCAUCAUGGGGCGGCCUCGCUCGGCGCGGGAGAACUCACACGGUCGCCCGCAGCUACUCCGCACGGACUAACACUAGCCGUACCACAACCGCACAUGACGGCGCUAGCCAGUGCUCGUAGUACUAGUAGUACUAGUGGUACUACCACUAGUAACAGGAUCAGCACUGGUAAUAGCCCUGGCGCUGGAGAGGAUGCGAGUAGAUCGCCUGGAGCGCAUCGAACGGAUCGGGCGGAUCGGGCGGAUCGAGAGGAUCGAGAGGAUCGAGAGGAUGAGGCACAAAGGACGACUACUACUACUAGUAGGGAGCGAAGAGCGCGUCUGGGGCGGCACGGUACCGCCACGAUGCCAUGUGUCGUGUGGAGCUUUUUCCUCGUGGGCGGGCUGCUGAGCGUGCUGGGGCUGGCGGCAGCGCCGUGUGCGGCGGACGACACGGUGCGCGAGUGGAGCAUGCCCGAGGGCAAGAACCUCACGCUCCACGUGCUGGCCGACAACCCCUAUGGCGCCAAGUGCCUCGACGGCAGUCCGCCCGGGUAUUUUUUCCGCCGCGGCAGCGGCGCGGGAAAGCAGGCGUGGCACAUAUUCCUGCCGGGCGGGGGGUGGUGCGCCAGCGCGGACGACUGCGCUGCGCGCGCCAGCACCGCCAUGGGGUCCACGCGGCCCUGGACGCCCCGCCGCAAGAGCGCGCGGCGGCUGGCAGUGCUGUUCAAGGGCAUCCUGAGCCCGACGCGGCGGCGCAACCCCAACUUCCACGACUGGAACCUGGUGGUGCCGCUGUACUGCGACGGCGGCGGGUACGCGGGGCGCGCGGGGUGGCGGCAGGUGAACGAGAGCACGAGCAUCUACAUGGACGGCUGGCGCAUCAUGAAGGCCGUCCUCUCAGACCUGAUGGACCAGAGGGGCCUCAAGUCCGCAACGCAGGUGCUGCUGUCAGGGUGCUCGGCGGGGGGCCAGGCGGUGGUGAUGCUGUGCGAUCAAGUGGAGACCCUGCUGCCCUCCGCCACCGUCAAGUGCCUCAUGGACGGCGGCUUCUUUCUCGACGCCAGGGACCGGAAUGACAAGCUUCGGUUCCGCUCGUUGGUGCAGAGGAUCGCGUCGCUACACCAGGCAACUGGCAACGCCCGCUGCGGUAGAGCCCACGAGGACGAGGAGAAGUGGCGGUGUUUCUUCCCGCAGUAUUCACUGGGCUACGUCGCCUCCACUAUCUUCGUCGUGAACCCCCUCUUUGACUACGCUGCUCUCAGCAUCGGCAACCAGCUGCCCAACAAGACGUCCAGCAUCGCACGGUGCCUGCACGACCUCACGGUCGACAUGCCAUCCCUCACCGAGUCCAUCCGGAACAACUCCUGGUCCAACAUGACUUACAAGGAGAACAGUCCAUGCUCGGAAGAUGAGCAGAAGGCAGUGCUGACCGUGGCUGGAGUUAUGUACAAUGAGGUCAAGGCGCUUGUGAAGAAGGAGAGGAGGGUUGCUGCGUAUUUGUUGGAUACUGUGGCUCAUUGCAGCACGGUGUACUCGUCUUGGUCGAAGAUCAGAGUGAAUGGUGUCACAGUGAGAAAGGCCAUUGGAAAUUGGUACUUCGACUCGGAUGGAUCUGACGAGUCUAGGUUCUUACAUCCAUGAUAUAAUGUGCUUGUAUAAAUAUACAUACUAAGUGACU